AUGGCCACUCCAACAACCAACUCGACAACCGUACCCGCUACCGCUACCGCCACUACGUUCAAUUUCCUACGUCGCAUCAGAACGCGAGUCGUAGAUUUCUUCCUGCCCGAAAACAUCCGCCAAGAAUAUCGCAGGAUUAUCGCGCCCCUAGCCAAAUACAGAUAUGCUUUCGUUGCACUUGCCGCCAGCAGCCUGUUUGCGAUCACAGAGUAUGAGCAGCCCGGAUACUUUCCCAGACCCCAAGAGUUGACCAACGCCGUGAUCGGCUUCCUGUGUGCGAGCAUGCUGAUCUUCGCUGCGUUCGCGUUGAUGGAAUACACCGAGACGCACACCUGGCCUUGGGAAGACGAGGGCUUCGUGUGGCCAUGGCAAGCGCUGCUCUGGAGUCAGACUGCAUAUGUCGAUGAGACGAUGGGAGAGAGCGUCGCUGCGUAUCGCAACAUGAACAUGAACAUGAUGGCGCCCUCGAUCCGGGUAGAUGGAGGUGAAGAAGCUGUGGUACUGGAGGAGACUGCAUCUUGGAACGACAGUACCAGAUCCAUGGCUGAUUCUACACUCGGCUCUACUACCCCGGCUGGCUCGCCCGCUCGACCCGACAUCGUCAUCCCGCCUACGCCCUUGCUACCUGGUGGCCUUCGACCCAUCCAUCUUCCACCACCGCCGGUCCAUCAUUCUGGUCUCUUGGGGGAGUCGCCGGCGCCGAUCAAGUUCAAACACUUCAGCGGGCACUCGAGCCAGGAGAAUGUUGAUGAGGAGUAG
This is a messenger RNA of Alternaria metachromatica, 759 nucleotides long. RefSeq lists its product as uncharacterized. Lineage: Eukaryota; Fungi; Ascomycota; Dothideomycetes; Pleosporales; Pleosporaceae. The record is from RefSeq and is a predicted model, not a curated record. Bases 1 to 759 code for a protein of 252 amino acids. The transcript is spliced from 2 exons.